AUGGCCUACAGGAACGUAGCUCUCGUUGGUGCUAGUGGAAAUAUUGGCAAGAUCAUCCUCGAGGAAUUGGUCGCUGACGGUAGUUUCAACAUUACCGUUAUUUCUCGCAAAGAUAGCUCUGCCACUUUCCCUGCUCGAGUCACUGUUUACAAGUCAGACUUUUCUGACAGAGACCUUGAGGCAGCUUUCAAAGGCCAGGACGCUGUCAUCUCAGCCCUUGGUAACGCCGGUUUCGGCGAGCAGAAGAAGGUCGUUGACGCUGCCAUCAGCGCUGGUGUUAAACGCUUCCUACCCUCUGAGUUUUCCGCCAGUAGCCAGGAUGCUGGUGUACUCCAGCUGCUUCCUCUUUUUGCCCCGAAAGCAGAAUUCAUUGAGUAUCUAAAGGCCAAACAAUCAGCCAACUUUUCCUGGACAGGUAUUGCUACCUCUCUUUUAUUCGACUGGGGCCUUGCAAAUGGCUUCCUUGAGUUUGAUCUUGCGAACAAAACCGCCACCAUCUGGGAUGGCGGCAACAAAAAGUUUACUCUGACUAAUGAACAGGAUCUUGGUGCAGCUACUGCGGCUGUGUUGAAGAAGCCUGAGGAAACUGCCAACAAGUAUCUCUUCAUAUCCUCUGUUGAGACUACUCAGAAUGAGAUUCUCGCCGCGCUGGAGGAGAUCACUGGCGCUAAAUGGACAGUCAAUAAUACCACUACCAAGGAGCAGGUUGAUGCUGCCAACCAGAAAUUAGGCGCUGGCGAUUUCAACGGCGCUCUUGCGCUGGUCCGAGCAACAAGCUUUGGUGACAUACCUGGCCUCAAGUCUAACUAUACCAAGGAUGAAGUUUUAGCCAACAAUCUUCUAGGACUAAAGCCUGCAACUGUCACUGACACUGUUAAACGUGUUGCUGCUUGA
This is a messenger RNA of Trichoderma gamsii, 894 nucleotides long. RefSeq lists its product as hypothetical. Gene Ontology annotation, molecular function: oxidoreductase activity. Bases 1 to 894 code for a protein of 297 amino acids. The transcript is spliced from 3 exons. The record is from RefSeq and is a predicted model, not a curated record. Lineage: Eukaryota; Fungi; Ascomycota; Sordariomycetes; Hypocreales; Hypocreaceae.